AGUCUAUUCACCAUGUUAUCUCCGUCUCUGGCUAUUCUGGCUUUGUUGCCUUCGGCGAACGCUCUUUUGAGGAAGGAUGGCGUGGGUCGACUGCCAGCACUUGGCUGGAACAGUUGGAACGCCUUCGGAUGUGACGUGGAUGCAGACAAGAUCAUGGCAGCCGCUAAUGAGAUGGUCAAUCUGGGUUUGAAGGAUCUUGGAUACGAAUAUGUGAACAUCGACGACUGCUGGUCCAUCAAGGGCGCGAGAAACAGCACGACGGGCCGCUUGAUGUAUAACUAUACUACAUUCCCAGACGGUAUCUCGGGUGUCGCAGACCAGGUACACGAUCUUGACUUGAAGAUCGGUAUUUACAGCAGCGCCGGCGAGACUACUUGUGCAGGCUACCCCGCCAGUCUUGGACACGAAAAGAUUGACGCCGAAACCUGGGCCGAGUGGGGAAUCGACUACCUCAAAUACGAUAAUUGUGGCGUUCCGACAAACUGGACUGAUAAGUACACAGCUUGUGUUCCCGAUGGCUCUGGCAACUUCCCCAACGGAACAUGCCCGGGUCUGACAGACGCAGCUCCUCCUGGCUACGACUGGACCAAGUCGAAGACAUACACCCGCUACACCAGAAUGCGUGAUGCCCUGCUCGACCAGAGUCGAACGAUCUUCUAUUCCCUUUGUGACUGGGGAGAUGCAGAUGUUAAUACCUGGGGCAAUGCAACUGGUAACUCGUGGCGCAUGUCUGGUGAUAUUCAAGCAUACUGGGGCCGAAUUGCAGAGAUUGCCAACGAGAACAGCUUCAAGAUGAACUAUGUUGGUUUCUGGGGUCAUCCCGAUCCCGAUAUGCUUGAGAUUGGCAACGGCAAUGUCACCGACGCUGAAGGACGCUCUCACUUCGCUUUGUGGGCUGCUAUGAAAGCCCCUCUUAUCAUUGGUACUGCGCUCAACAAUCUGAGUGAUGCCAACCUGGCUACUAUUAAGAACAAAUAUCUUAUCAAGUUCCAUCAAGAUCCAGUCGUCGGUCGCUCCGCGCACCCCUACAAGUGGGGCUAUAAUCCAGACUGGACAUUCGAUCCUGCUCACCCCGCCGAAUACUGGUCCGGUCCGUCAUCGAACCUCGGGGGAACUCUAGUCCUGAUGCUUAACUCGGAGGAGAAGACUGCCACCCGUACCGCUAUUUGGAAAGAGAUUCCUGAGCUCAAGGGUGGCCACUCGUAUCAUGUUAUUGAUGCUUGGAACGGGAAGGAUCUGGGUUGUGUGAAGUCGCAUUAUAGUACCUCCUUGGAGAGCCAUGACUCGGCUGUUUUGGUGGUCAAGGGCGCUUGUUAA
Molecule: messenger RNA, 1317 nt
Organism: Penicillium atrosanguineum
Lineage: Eukaryota; Fungi; Ascomycota; Eurotiomycetes; Eurotiales; Aspergillaceae
Product: glycoside hydrolase family 27 protein
Exons: 6
Biological process (GO): carbohydrate metabolic process
Molecular function (GO): hydrolase activity, hydrolyzing O-glycosyl compounds
Source: RefSeq, a predicted model, not a curated record